Messenger RNA from Populus nigra (black poplar), 3794 nucleotides. Its product is annotated as microtubule-associated protein TORTIFOLIA1-like. The record is from RefSeq and is a predicted model, not a curated record. Bases 266 to 3025 code for a protein of 919 amino acids. Lineage: Eukaryota; Viridiplantae; Streptophyta; Magnoliopsida; Malpighiales; Salicaceae. Gene Ontology annotation, cellular component: cortical microtubule, transverse to long axis. The transcript is spliced from 7 exons. Gene Ontology annotation, molecular function: microtubule binding. Gene Ontology annotation, biological process: circumnutation; unidimensional cell growth; multicellular organism development.
UCACUCUCACACCUCACAAGAUCUCACCUUGUCUUUCUCUUCAACAAUUCACAUGUCCUCCUCUCCCCAACAAAUGAAAUCAUCUCCAGACCUCACUUCCUUACCUUAGUUCUCACUCAUUCCCUUUAUCUCUCUAAAAGGUCCCAUCUUUCUCCUCUACACGACCGCAUUAGCACUUCUCUCUAUAAAGCUCCAAUCUUUUUCUCUGAAAACAUCCAUUUCCUUCAAAACCCAUUUUGCAUUUCCUUGAAAGAGUCCAUUGAGAAUGAGUUCACAAGCACCCAAAUCAAGUAAACCAUCAAAACCCCAGAACCAAAACCAACCCACAUCAAGAUCCUCCUCUUUAUCAACCCAUUUGGCCAUGGUUGAACUCAAGCAAAGAAUCAUAACUAGUCUCUCUAAACUUGCAGACCGCGACACUCACCAGAUCGCCCUUGAAGACCUUCGCACAAUAACAGAAACAAUCUCUCCUGAUUCAUUACCACUGUUACUAAACUCUCUCUAUGACUCACUUUCUGAAUCCUCCAAUUCAAAACCCUCUGUGAAGAAAGAAUCUUUACAUUUGCUUUCUCUUGCCUGUCAAUCUCAUAGAGAUUUAACACUACCCCAUUUGACAAAAAUCAUUUCUUGCAUUGUUAAGAGGCUUAAAGAUUCAGAUUCUAGUGUUAGAGAUGCUUGUAGGGAUGCUAUUGGGGUUUUAUCAGGGUUGUAUUUGAAGGGUAAUGGUAGCUGUGGGGAUAGUAAUGGUGGGGGGCCUAUGGUGGGUUUGUUUGUGAGGCCUUUGUUUGAAGCAAUGGGAGAGCAAAAUAAAGUUGUGCAAUCUGGUGCUGCUAUAUGUAUGGAAAAAAUGGUGGAGUGUGCUUCUGUAGACGGGGAUAAUGGUGGUGGUAAUGUGCCAAUUGGAGCAUUUUAUAAGCUGUGUCCAAGGAUUUGUAAGUUGUUGAAUGGACAGAUUUUCCAGGCCAAAGCAGCUUUAUUGGGGGUUGUAACGAGUUUGUCCCAGGUGGGAUCAAUUGCACCACAAGGCUUGGAACCAUUGUUACAAAGCAUUCAUGACUGCCUCAGGAGUACAGAUUGGGCAACUCGUAAAGCUGCAGCUGAUGCUUUAACUGCCUUAGCAUUGCAUUCGAGCAGCUUGAUUGCAGAUGGAGUUGCUAUUUCUACGCUGACUGUGCUUGAGGCUUGUCGUUUUGACAAGAUAAAACCUGUCAGAGAUAGCAUGACAGAGGCCUUGCAAUUGUGGAAGAAGAUUGCUGGGAAAGGAGAAGGUGUCCCUGAUGAUCAGAAAAGUUCCUCUCAGGAUGGAGAGCAUCAUGACUCAGCAGAGUUGUCAGAUAAGAAUUCAAAUCCUAGUGACCGAAGAAAGGAGUCAUUCUCUAGGGAUGCAUCCAAUGGUACUUCUCCAACCAAAGAUUCAGCAUUAAAAAGCAAAGGUGGAAGCAUUCCUGACAAAGCAGUUGUAAUAUUGAAAAAGAAAGCUCCUGCCUUAACAGAUAAAGAAUUAAACCCAGAAUUCUUCCAGAAAUUUGAAAAAAGGGGUUCUGGUGAUUUGCCAGUCGAAGUAAUAGUUCCUCGUAGAUGUCUCAAUUCUUCAAAUUCAAACAAUGAGGAAGAAUCAGAACCAAAUGAUUCUGAAUCAAGGGGAAGGUCAAACCGCAUGGGAAACAGCCAAUCAGAUGAUAUUCAUGGAGCUUUCAACAACAAAUUCCGUACCAUGGAGAGAGGAGUUACUGGAAAAGAUUUAAGAACCAGAGCAUUUGAUGAUGAGAGGCUUGACAUAAACCAGAGGGAGUCUUCUGGCAGUCGUGCAGGUUUCUCCAAAUCUGAUGGUCAAUCUGAAGGAUCCUUUGUAAAUAAUAAAGGAAAUUGGUUGGCCAUCCAGAGACAGUUAUUACAGCUGGAGAGACAACAGGCUCAUGUCAUGAACAUGUUGCAGGACUUCAUGGGUGGGUCUCACAACAGCAUGGUAACUUUGGAAAACAGAGUUAGGGGUCUUGAGAGAGUUGUUGAAGACCUGGCACAUGAUUUGACAAUAUCAUCAGGUCGCAGAGGUAACAGCUUUACUAUGGGUUUUGAGGGAUCUUCUAAUAGACCUUCAGGGAAGUAUAAUAGCUUCUCUGACUACUCUAGUACCAAGUACAAUGGGCGGGUCCCUUCUGGGGAAAGGUUUUCCCAAUUGGAUGUUACAGCUCCAGGCAUGAGAGGAAGGGGCUCUCACUGGAGAUCUGAUGCAUCUGAUGCUUGGGAUUUUCCCACAUAUGGUGCUUCCAGGAAUGGACAGGCUGGUUCAAGGAGAGCUCCAGGUGGUGGUUCUUUGGAUGUCAGAUCACCUAGAUCAGAACAUGAAAGUGAUCAGUUAGGCAGCAGGAGAGCUUGGGAUAAAGGGGCUGGACCUGUUAGGCAUGGCGAGGGACCUUCUGCUAGAAGUGUCUGGCAAGCCUCAAAGGAUGAAGCUACCUUAGAAGCCAUUCGGGUGGCUGGAGAGGACAGUGGGUUAGCUCGGACAGCUAGAGUGGCCAUCCCUGAGAUGACUGCAGAAGCUUUGGGAGAUGAUGAUUUUGGGCAAGAAAGGAACCCUAUCUGGACAUCUUGGAGUAAUGCAAUGGAUGCCCUCAAAAUGGGUGACAUGGAUACAGCUUUUGCUGAAGUAGUGUCCACGGGGGAUGAUCUCUUGCUUGUGAAGCUUAUGGACAGAUCAGGUCCUGUUAUUGAUCAACUUUCCAAUGAGACUGCAUGUGAGGUCCUGAAUGCUAUUGGUCAGUUUCUAAUGGAGCAGAACUUGUUUGAUAUAUGUCUGUCUUGGAUUCAGCAGUUGGCAGAAAUUGUGUUAGAAAAUGGAUCAGAUGUCUUUGGCAUUCCCAUGGAACUGAAGAAAGAUCUUUUGUUGAAUUUGCAUGAAGCUUCUACCUCGAUGGAGCCCCCAGAAGACUGGGAAGGUGCGGCACCUGACCAGCUUUUGUUGCAGAUGGCAUCAGCCUGGGGAAUUGAAAUACAACAGUUUGAGAAUUGGAAGGAUGCUGGUUAAGGAGAGACUUCAGAGUUCAUACACACGCGUGUGUGGUUCUUGAACAGAUAAACAGCUGCAAAUUACCGUAACUAUUUUUCAUAAAAUUCGGGUCAAUCUUUUACAUGCUUGAUGCAAUUGCACUAGUACUAACUCCUAAACUCACCACUCACUAGAGAUUUUACAGGUUGCUUAAAAUAGCAUCUAUAUAUAAAGGACAACUUCAUUCAUCGUCCUCACCAUGCAUGUGAGAUUUGAAGAUGCCACCGAAGCAGGACAAAAAAACAGCCUCGCCUAUUCAUGGCCAAAACAGUGCAGAUACAUCAUGAAAUGCAGCAAUUUGACUUCAUGGUAGCUGACUAGCUGUAUUGAGAACGGCUCAUGGAGCAAAAUAGUUCCAAGAAUGGAAUCUGCCUUGACAUCGAAAAUGUGAACUCUGCUGGAAUAGAGCUCCAUUCUCAAGGUAGGAGAAACCUCAAAAUAGCAUUUCUCAAAAUGGCGCCAUAUACCUACUUGGCGGAAUACCAGUUUUGAGCACACUUUGCAUCAACAGCUAGGUCCACUUUAAGAAAAUUCUUGCCACCAAAGGGCUUGGACAUGCAAUCGACAACUAUGGCCUUGGCAACCUCAGCUGACUCGGUUGGUCCUUCCAAAAUCACUUCAUCAUGAACCUGUGUUUUUUAUAAUGGCAUGCUGUUAUGUAAUGGCAUGAAAAAUCCUUGAAAGAAGGUAACUAAACACUACAGUUGAGACAACUUGGUUCAAAUCAAAGGUAGAAAUUAAGAUAUAA